This is a messenger RNA of Lathyrus oleraceus (garden pea), 681 nucleotides long. RefSeq lists its product as uncharacterized. The record is from RefSeq and is a predicted model, not a curated record. Bases 1 to 681 code for a protein of 226 amino acids. Lineage: Eukaryota; Viridiplantae; Streptophyta; Magnoliopsida; Fabales; Fabaceae. The transcript has a single exon.
AUGGAUAUUGGAAGGAGGAAUACUCGGAAAUACAAUUUCAUAUGUCCCGAUCUCAUGGAAUUAAGGAAGCUAGCAUAUUUCGUGGAUGAUCCCAAGGGUUUCAGAGACCGUUUUGGAAGACUUUUAUAUGUGCUAUUUGCUGAUGUUGAGGAUGGUCUUCUUUGUACUUUGGUUCAGUUCUAUGAUCCUGUUUAUCGGUGCUUCACUUUCCUUGAUUAUCAGCUAUUGCCUUCCAUGGAGAAGUAUACUUAUCUUUUGGGUAUACCAGUUUCUGAUAGAGUUCCUUUUAGUAUGGUGGAAGGAAUUCUUGAAUCUCAGAUUAUUGUCGAAGCCAUUCAUAUGAGAAAGUCUUACAUAAAUGCCAAUCUCACUGUCAAAGGAGGUAUCAGAGGGUUGACUUCGAAGUUUCUCUUUGAAAAAGCCUUUUCUUUUGCUAAUGCUGGUAGCAUGGUGGUAUUUGAGAAUAUUAUUUCUUUACUCAUCUGUGGUUUGGUCUUGUUUCCUAACAUUGACAACUUUGUUGAUGUUAAUGCUAUGAGGAUCUUCUUGAUUAGGAAUUCGGUUCCAACCCUACUCGGUGAUACUUAUUUCUCCAUUCAUCAUAGGAAUUCUAAAGAGGGUGGAACUAUUGUAUGUUGUGUAUCUUUACUCUACAAGUGGUUUAUUUUGCACUUUCCAUAA